ACAAAUGCAUAUGGCAAUAGAAGUGGGGACCUCACUGAAUAAACACAACACAGGAAAUAUUACUACAUUUCCCCUGAGAGAAGAUCUUGGUGUCACACUGCUCAAACUUACUGGCCAGUCCUUAGCUUUUAGAAUUUUGAUCAGUGUGCAUAUCUUCCCCAUCCUUAUCACCAAUCUUGCUCCUUCCCAUUCCAGCACUUUCUUAGUGUCCCUUGUCUACACUAGCGUAGUGGUAGGAUAUGCACAUUGCAGUAUUGCAGAUUGGUGAGAGAGCAAAAGGAAAAUUAGAUCAAAGUUCAGUGACAUGCUGCGGCAAACAGGUGCACCAUGAAAAGUCUGGGGGAAAAAUGUCUGGCGGUGUCCUGCAGACAGAAGAAUGAAGUAAACUGGAACUUUUUUCAGAUCUCGAAGACUCGUACCCCUUGUGAUUGAGAGCGUUCAUGUUGAGUUCAGGAAGGCUUGGUUGCGAGACAAGACCAAUCAUUUAUCUUGAUUCCCUGGGUUGCGAACAGGCAGGCUGAAUGGGACGAGGCGAGCAAAACCUCUUUCAAGAACUGAUCUAUUUUCUCAAAUAAUUUAGUGUUCACAAGGUUACGCAAAUGUGGAGGCAAGCAAAAUUACCGUAAUCAGAUGAAACAGUAAGUGUGCAUCCAUUGCUCUGAUUAUUCAGAGCUCGUCUAUCAGCCAGUUGUCUAUGUAAGGAGGAGAGGGAGGAUUGAAUUACUAUUGAGUUUUGCUAAGAAGUGCAUGAUCAUUGGGUAAAGGGAAUUUGGUCUGUGAUAAUAGAACUCCUUGGUCCAGCAACCAAAGUAUUUAACCAAACAUUAGAUAUCUGACUCAGCCCAGGUGCAGUUUGAAACCAGAACCCACACUGUCUACACAAUCUGGUGUGCUGUGGUCUCGGUGAUAAUCUUUUUUCCACCUGACAAAGGAGAAAAAGAAGUGCCACGGGUCUCAGAGGAUAAACUGAGCAUGGAGGUCAGGUACAACCAAGAUUCGGAAGGGAUGGUGCUGAAGAAUGGACUAAAGGAGGGAAAGGAUGGCAAAGAUUCUCAGAGCAGCUUGUCCAAAAGCUUCCUGAAGGAGCAGCAGGAAUCCUUUUCCCCCUCUGUGACUGUGGACAACUGUGAGACGAACAGAGGGAGCACAGUGGACCCAGAGUACUGUCGGAGAAUACUGGUUCGAGAUGCUAAAGGAUCUAUUCGAGAGAUUAUUCUGCCGAAAGGUCUGGAUCUGGAUCGACCAAAGAGAACACGCACCUCCUUCACCGCAGAGCAACUCUACCGUUUAGAGAUGGAGUUUCAGAGAUGUCAGUAUGUGGUUGGGAGAGAACGGACUGAACUCGCACGUCAGCUUAAUCUAUCUGAAACUCAGGUGAAGGUCUGGUUCCAGAACCGGCGAACUAAACAGAAAAAGGACCAGGGAAAAGACUCUGAGCUACGUUCAGUGGUUUCAGAAACAGCAGCGACCUGCAGCGUCCUCAGACUGUUGGAGCAGGGGCGGCUGCUCACUCCUCCAGGCUUGCCAGGCCUCCUACCCCACUGUGGCAAUAGCACCAUGGGUUCUGCCCUGCGCUCUCCUUCCAUGACCAUGGCCAGCAACGGUAACAGUAGCAGUGGCAACACAUCAGGCAACAGUCCUCCUCUACCUACCGUCACUAGCUCAGGGACAGUGGCAGGUCUACAGAGUUCCCCAGCCACUCACAGCAUCUUUAGCUUCCCCAUGCCCUCUUUACUAAGCAGUGUCACUGCUCGAAUCUCUGCCAACCCCCUGUCCAUGGCUAGCUCACUAGCGGGAAACCUUCACGAACUUUCUGCCCGAUACCUGAGCUCGUCUGCUUUUGAGCCUUAUACACGGACCAAUGGGAAGGAAACUGUGGACAAAAAAAAUGUGGAAUGAUCCCUUAUGAUUACAUUGAAAGAAACUUGUUUCCCACGGACACACAGACAUUUUUUUUCUUUCUUGGAUUUUGCUGUCUUUGUUUGCUUGCUCUCAGUUGUUGUCAUCUGCCUAUGUCUUGUUCUAAGGGCCAUUCACGUGUGUUCAUGUUCAGUAGCUGUGAAGCUGCUGCAGAGUUGUACACAGAAGAAAACAAAGAUCAGUAAAGACACAAGGUGAUGGUAAAAAGGUGUUCAUAUGGAACUUUGUUACAGAUGUUAGAAAAAUGCAAAUUGAGGACAAAUUUAAAAAAUAAUACUAAUACAUAAGGGACAAAAACACUCUACCGCUACAAGAGAAGCGUUACAUAGUGUACAGUAGUAGUGUGGCAUAGGAUUAGAAUUGGUGACGGAUAACAUAAAUAAAUGAAUGGCACCUUUCUGAAUUGUGGGUUAUUAUUUGAUUGUGUUCUGUGUCAUCAUAGUGAGUAGAUUAAGAAACAGAAAGCAAGUUGUCAAACACCAGCAGCAGCAGUUUGAGACUCAAUCAGUGAAUCACAACAUUUCAGAUUGAAAAUACAGCAGUGAAAGAAUGUGCAAGGCCAAUUCUUUAACACAGAGAAACACUGACAGAGAAAAAGUGUCUCUGUUUGAAGGACACUGCAAGGCCAUUGUGUGUGUGUGUGUGUGCACAACCCAGGCAAUAGACAUGCAAUUUGCUUAUGCAGGUGCCUCAAAAAAUUCAACUCACAAAAAAAUUUGUCUAUUUAUUUGCAUUACGUUUGGCAUAAUGCAGAGAGAUUGAUGUCAUACAGUCUGAUGGAUCAGUGUUGUUCUCUCAAUGUUAACUUAACUUAAAUGUCUUCUCUUUGUGGCAUUUUCAUCUUAUGCAAUACCUGACUUUUUCGCAUGUAACUUUAAUUCGAGUGUGAGUUGACAGACUCAUGUAUAGUUCUCUUCUGCGCAGGGGUGAGUCCCAAGAAACACUUUUCAGCUGCUCACUUAAUAAAAACCCCCAAAGUAACAGGUUUUUCAAUCAUCACAACUUUUCCUUAAUGUGGGAAUUUUUCAACAAUAGUCUUUAUAAAAUAUUUAGACAUGUGAAGACUGAGUGGAAUUAUUGUAGUAUAAGAACAUGUACCUUGAGAUGGUUAUUUUAUUGUAAAUUAUUGACUUCUGUAACUAAUAGAUUAUUAGUAUGUGGAAAAAUUCUGUCUGUCUGUCUGUCUGUCUGUCUGAAUGGAUGGACGGACGGACGGACGGACGGACGGACGGACGGACGAACGAACGAACGAACGAACGAAUGAAUGAAUAUACUAGCAGAGCUGGGGAAUCAGUUCAAAUCUCUUGGUGCUGUUGUUGUGAAAUAUUUUGAAAUUUGUCAAAUGUGCUUUACCAAUGUGCAUAUAUUUAUGUAUAUGGCUACAGACAAAAACAUGUGUGUUUUCAUUUUUUCUUUAAUCAUAUAGCUAUAAGUCAAAGCAUUAGUAACUGUUGACUUACACAUUCAAUUUGUUCUUGUGUUUUUACUGUUCAACUUACAUCGCACCAUUUAGGUAGAAUGCUGUGAAGAAUAGAAGAAAGGGUACUAUUUGAAUUAUUAUGAUUGUUCAUCAAAACAAUAUCUCCCAUAUGCAAAUCAAUUAUUUGCUUCUCAACUGAAAUGCCUAUAUAUUUUUGAUUGUACGAUAUGAGACACAUGAUACAAGCAAAUAUAGAGAAUGACAGAAUCUGUCUUCAUUUGUAAAUAUAUAAAGAAAAUGGCCAAAACUGUUGGAUCUCAUAUUACUACAUUAAUAAAACACAAACCAUUUCACUACAGUUUAUAUAAUACUUAUCAUAAAACAAGUCAUGAUGCGUAUAACUGCAAAAAAGGCACCUUCUACUGUCUGAAAACAUUAAGAUGAAGAUCAGUAAUAAAUAUUUUUUAUUUCACUCAGUUUUAUGUUACCAAUAAAGAAAAUUUAGAUUCAUUGAGUUUCUCACAAGCCUACGUUUCUUAUUGCACACUCUUAACAUAAUUGGACUGAGCUGAAUUGGUUACAAGACAAUCCCCACUGAGCUACAGGGGAAGGUCCUUUUGUGUGCAGGAGAACAGUGCACCAUUAAAAAGAGUAAAGUCUCGUCUUUAAAACCUGCAGAAAGUGCCUUCGGAAAUUAACUGAAAAACAAUCAGAUAAAUUCAUUGGUUAUAUGUUUGAAGUGUAUUUGAAGUUGAGCAGAAUGUCUUACUCUGUGGAAAGUAAUUGUGUUGUAGGAAUGCUGCAGUAAUACAACAAUAGACAGCAUUUAGAUAAACAUACAUAUUUUCAAAUAUUUAAUGCUUCUAGUUCACAGCAUUUGAUUCAUUACUAUAGUCAUGCAACUUUACGUCAGUGUGUAGAUUAAGCACACUUUUAUUUCAGCAAAGGAUCCAAAAUAUUUGCAGUACUUUAAAAACCUGCUAAAAAACAGUACAACAGCACAAGGUGGUUUGCUGAACUAAACUCUUGUGAGCAGAAGCAAAAAUUCACUCAACUGUGGCUCAAAAAUUUCUUUUGAGAAAAAAAGGACUUAUGCCUCCUACCCUUUAUCUAAUCCCCUCAACCAACCCUCCGCCCACUCUCUCCCUUCACCCUGAAGUCUAAUUAGAAAGAAGGUAGGGGGUUGGGGCAUGUGUAUGUGUAUGGCUGAGUAUAUUUGACCUGUCUUUAAACUCAGGUCCUAGGUGUUAAAAGAAAGGUUUCUUCCUGUCUUGUUUUUUGUAAGUGUUUUUUUGGCCUUGUCCCCCUGCAAAGCUUAGUCACUGUGCAUUUUUUACUGAAUAAACGUCUUUUACAAAAGUG
This is a messenger RNA of Betta splendens (Siamese fighting fish), 4702 nucleotides long. RefSeq names its product ventral anterior homeobox 1 (gene vax1). Bases 973 to 1899 code for a protein of 308 amino acids. The record is from RefSeq and is a predicted model, not a curated record. Gene Ontology annotation, biological process: regulation of DNA-templated transcription; central nervous system development; brain development. Gene Ontology annotation, molecular function: DNA binding; DNA-binding transcription factor activity, RNA polymerase II-specific. NCBI's taxonomy places the organism in Eukaryota, Metazoa, Chordata, Actinopteri, Anabantiformes, Osphronemidae. The transcript has 3 exons.